CGCAGGCACAAUCAGGCAAAUGCACGAAUUCGGCGAGGAUACGGCAUUCAGACAAAGAUGAAUUUGGAUGAUCAGUUUCUAGCACAUCUGUAAACAUCAAAUAUAGUUUAUAUAUUUAUAUAAUACUUAGAGUCCGUGUAAUAAUCGUGCCCAUAUUUGCGCAUAGUUGUAGUUAUAGACAAAAAGUAACCGGCUUUAUGCGAUCAGGUGGCUAGGCCUUGCCUGGCCCGCAGUGUCUCGGCACGAUCAUGCAUCCCUCCUGGGGUGGUUACGGAGGAGGACACCAGCCUCCUCCACACUUCGGCCCGCGGCCGCAUCAGUUCAGGGGAGCUCAGCCUCCACCAACGGCAGCAGCAGCAGGAGGAGUCGGAGGUUAUGGGGGAUAUGGAGCCCCAACCAUUACAGCGUCAUCCAAUUUCUCUAGUUUGCAAGAGCAGCAUUUGCAACAGAUGCAACAGUUGCAGCAGCUGCAUCAGAAGCAGCUCCAGUCUGUGCUGCACCACUCCGGCGGCAGCGGCGCUGGUGCUGCUCCAUACUGGCAGACAGGUAAUGCCGCCGCGCAGUCCAACAAAUUUCAAGAUCCAUCAGCCACAAGAGGCCCAUCUCAGCCCCCGCCUCCAGAAGUGAAGCCCCCACCCCCCGAGCCUUCAUCACCUGCAGCGAAGACCCCCGCUCCAGCUCCAAAGGUUAGCGAAGCCAGUACGUCGGAGGCGCAUGAAAAGCCCGACUUUUCGUCGAUGUCUCAGCAGGAGCAGCAGGACUAUUGGUACCAGCAGCACCUUCAAAAUUUGCAGAAGCUAAAAAAUGAAAAGGGGAAGCAGAAUCAGAUUUCAGAUAACUCGUCUAAUGGAAACUGCCAGGCUCCUGCUCCACCACCUCCAACUGAGCCCCCCAAGAGCACCCCUCCACCCCCACCUCCCAAAGAUGAGCCGCCUCCUCCCCCACCACCUGAGGAAACAAAACCCAGUAGCAUCAGUGAUACAGGAGACCCAGCAGAAGCAGCACGUCUUCAACAGCUGCAAGCAGCAGCUGCCCACUGGCAACAGGUGCAGCAUCAGAGGGCCAGCUUUCAGUACCAGGCACUGAUGCAAGAACAUGCUCAACUACAGCAGAUCCUGCAACAGUACCAACAAGUUAUUCAACAGCCAGCGCAUCUCCAGACAAUGCCCUUGGACAUGCAGUUGCAACACUAUGAAAUGCAACAACAACGGUUUGCUCCAUUGUUCCAAGAAUGGGACAAGCACUUUAAUUUGUGGUUGGAACAGUUUCAGUCUUACCCACACAAAGACCAGCUACAGGAUUAUGAAGCCCAGUGGAGGCAAUGGCAAGAGCAAAUGAAUUCAACUUCAACUCAUUUGCAAGAGAGAGUCACAACUCUUAGAGCCAUGCAGCAUCAGUAUGGUACUGGCCCUUCUUAUGGAGGAAUGAUGGGACAAUAUGGGCAGCAUAGACUCCAUGGACCAGAUAGAAACAUGCAUUUAACCAGUCCAGGGGUUCCAUCUAUGCCUCCGCCAGUUAACAUGAAUGCCAUAUCGGAACCUUCUCCACAAGUUCCUCCACCUUCUGGACCAGGUAUUCCACAAAGGCCAUCAUCUUCAAAUGCUGCGGAAACCUACCCAGCUUCUGGUCCAGAUUCUGUCUCUGAGAAAUGCAAAACUGCUGGACCAACCGGACCAGGAGUUAGACCUUGCGGAAGAUUUGAUGGCCCAAGGUUUGAUGGUCCCAGAGGCCCACGCUUUGAACAGCCACCACAGCAACAUUUUAGUGGACCACCUAGAUUUGACAAUAGCCAACGAUUUUGCCGACCUCCCAGAGGUAAUCCUCUGCAACCAGGUGCUCCAGCAAGACUUGAGAAUCCCCCUUUGCAGAAUCCACCCCCAUGCUUCGAAAGAUCCCCUGCUCCACCACAAAAACCAGGGUUUGGCCCGCAAUCCAGUCUUGGCACUGGCAGUCAAACAUCUAAACCUGUUGCACCACUGGAUCCUCCAUCUCAAACAGGUUCAGAAAAAAACAAAAUGCCCCAAGAUCAAAUCAACAAAAAAGACUGUGAUUCUACUGCCCACUUACUGACAGAUGACAUAUUGGACUCAGAGGAUGGAUUUUUUCUUCAGAAUGGACCCAUUCCUCAAACGAAAGAUAAGAAACCUGAUAAUGCCUCUGCAGAGAUUGCUAAGCAGAAGAUCACAGCAGAUUCAAGUAAAACAUCCUUACCUGUGGAAAUUCCGAAAAGCACCAACAAAAAUUCGCAGAAUUCUGUCUCGCAGCCUUCUAAAAGUGGUCAACCGACUAAUGGGCCACCACAACAAACAAAGCCUCCUCAGUGUGAUCAGUUUAAACCUGAUACACCUAAAGAGCUUCCUAGGGGCCCACAGGUGAAUCAGAUGGGGACGCCGCAUGCCACACUAGGGAGGGGAAGAGGCCAAGGGCCAGUGCCUCUCAGAGGCAGGGGGCGUGGACGUGCUCGAGGACAGUUUGGAGGGCCAAUGGGCGAUCCCACCUGCCAACGAGAAAUUAUGGAGGAUGUUUUCUAUGACAAGCCAGCACCAGAUGACAUUAGUCACGUAGUGGACCACGAUUUGGCCUGGAGAGAUCCCUCUCUAGAUGAGUCUGGAGAAAUGGAUGACCAGGGAACCCCUGAUGAGAUGUGGCAUCCAGAGGAGCACCACUUCCCAGAAGAGCACUAUGAAAAACCUGGAACUCGAAGACCUCCAAUGGGUCACAGGGAGCACCCACAGAGUGCCCAUCUGGAAGAACACUGGGAAGAACCACAGGAUUACUGGGAGGAAGAAGAUCCCUACUGGGCAGAGAGACCUCUCAUGCACGAUAAACCACCUUUUCCUCCAGAUGGCCCCAGAAGACCCCCUUUCCAUCCUCGAUUUAUGCCUCAUGGUCCAAGACGCCCACCUCCUCCUGGGAGUAUGAACCCACAUGGUCCUCCACACAUGGUUCGUGGGGGUAUGGGACCACGAUUCAGGCGUGGUGGCCCAUGGGGACCACCACCACGUCAUGAAAUGAGACUCCCACCUCCCCCACACGAAAUCUUGGAUAGGGAACCAGGCUAUGAAGAUGAAAUGGACAGAGAACCUGAAUGGCCACAUCACCAUGGGAGAGAACUUAGACAUCCUCCUUUACCUCCCCAUGAAAUAACAGAGAGAGAGAUAAGAAGACCACCAAUGAGGCCACCAAUUCCAAGUGACCAGUGUCAUAGACCGCCACCCCAUGAAGAAGGAAUGUAUGAAGAGGAAUACCCAUAUGGUCCAGAGGAUGAUGGAUACAGAAGGCCAGCUCAUGAAUAUCAUCCAGAUUAUGAACAAGAUGAUGAAUAUUACCAUUCUCGCAAAGAAUGGGGCAGGGAGCAUCCUGAUGUAGACUAUCCACCACACGCCCCACCAGAGCACAUUAGAGCGGAUCGUUGGGUUGAGGAAAGAGAAAGAUCAUUUGUAUAUGAGGAUAGAUAUAGAGAGGAGCGAAGAGGACCUGGUUACCCUGAUAGUCCACCUUAUCGAGAACGAGAUAGGGAGCCUCCAUACCACUCUCGUUCUGAUUGGGAAAGGCCACCACCUCCACCCCUACCAGAGAGAGGUUACUCUCAUCGAGGUGGUGAAACUGAGUCCCAUUAUGAAAGGAACCCAGAGUCCUUUCCUGGCCUGGUACCACCUCAAGGACCAGAUGCCCCACUUGAGCAUUCUUCACCCGAUGCGUCUAAAACUGUACUUGCUCUUUCUCAAAGGCAACAUGAGAUCAUCCUCAAAGCUGCCCAGGAGCUGAAAAUGAUAAGAGAGUUGCAGGAAAGCAAAAAGGCUUUGGGAGAAGCAGCCAUCCCAGAGUCAGCUGGGCUGCCUCCAGAACUUCCCCAUGGUAUUCUUGGAUUGGAAAUUCCACCUGAGGUUAAAAGUGCUCUUCAGGCUACCAAUUUAUUGUCAGAAACGGGACAGAGUCUUCCUUCUCAACUUUUGGAAGCUGGUUUGCCCCAUUCAAAUCAAACUUCAGACUUCCUUCAUACGUCCUCAACACCUGCCCCUAAACCCUCAUUCAUUGCUAAGACAGUGGACUAUGGACAUGGUCGUGCAGAUGGAGGCACAACAGUGGAAAGGAUUUCCUAUGGAGAGAGAAUAGUGUUGAGGCCUGGACCCGUGCCAUCUGAGCGACCUUAUGAGAAAGAGCUGCUUGGCCGAGACCCAUACUAUGAAAGAAAAAAUGACCCAUAUGCAAUACCCAGAGACUAUGACAGGGAAUGGGAAAGAGAUCCAUACAGGGAGAAGUCACCCCUGGAUUAUGAAAGAGAGAGAUAUGAAAGAGACCGUUACCUUCGAGAUGAACGCCCUCCAGUUGGGCCUCGUCCAGGAUACAGGGAUAGAGAAAGAGAUCACCCAAGCCGCACAAGCAGGGAUCGAGAGAUUUACAGCCGACAAGGCUAUGAUAGGUCUUCAUAUGAACGGAGUCUUGACCAUGGAUCCUCAAGCUAUGGCAGUGAUCGUAGAAGCUAUCCAGAUGAGCGUCCGCCUCCACCUGCAUCACUGCCCCCUCCUGCUCCUGUUGCCCCACCACGGGUGGAGAAGAAACCAGAGAUAAAGAAUGCAGAGGACAUCCUCAAACCCCCAGGACGAGCAACUCGACCUGACCGGAUUGUGGUCAUUAUGCGUGGAUUACCCGGAAGUGGCAAAAGUCAUGUCGCAAAACUUAUUAGGGAUAAAGAGGUUGAAAGUGGUGGUGCACCGCCUAGAGUUCUUGGUCUGGAUGAUUAUUUCAUGACUGAAGUGGAAAAAGUCGAGAAGGACCCUGAUACUGGGAAGCGCGUCAAGAACAAGGUGCUUGAAUAUGAAUAUGAACCUGAGAUGGAAGAUACAUAUCGAAGCAGCAUGUUGAAAACCUUCAAGAAAACACUGGAUGAUGGAUUUUUCCCAUUCAUAAUCCUGGAUGCCAUCAAUGAUAGAGUAAAAUACUUUGACCAGUUCUGGAGCGCUGCCAAGACAAAAGGUUUUGAGGUGUACUUGGCUGAAAUUACUGCUGAUCAUCAAACAUGUGCAAAGAGAAACAUACAUGGGCGGACACUGAAGGAUAUUACAAAGCUGGCCAAUGGCUGGGAGUCUGCGCCACCCCAUAUGGUCCGGCUAGAUAUCCGGUCCCUACUGCAGGAUGCUGCUAUUGAAGAUGUGGAGAUGGAAGACUUCAACCCAACUGAGGAAGAACUGAAAGCUGAAUUGAAAAGGGAGGAGGAGGAUGAGACAGAUCUGGGAUACCUUCCGAAAAGCAAAUGGGAGAUGGACACUUCAGAAGCAAAACUCGACAAACUGGAUGGUUUGGCAGGUGGAGGCAAGAGAAAGCGAGGCACUGAUGUGUCCGGCAUGGAGGACUUUCUUCAGCUGCCUGACGACUAUGCCAGUCGCAUGUCUGAACCUGGCAAAAAGAGGGUGCGCUGGGCUGAUCUGGAGGAGCAGAAGGACGCAGACAGAAAGCGUGCAAUUGGUUUUGUCGUCGGUCAAACCGACUGGGAGAAAAUCACAGAUGAGAGUGGCCAGAUUGCUCAGAGAGCUCUCAACCGCACAAAGUAUUUUUAGGAGAUUUUGUCGAGACGUUGUUUGUACAGCAUUUAAAGAUCACCAGUCCAUGAAAUUCUUGAUGUCUAAAUUGUACUGCUUGCCGAAGAAACAGUUUUGCACCUCAUGCUCCGAUACAGAAGCGUUGUGAAGAUCCACUCUAUAGUACAUGUAAUGGCCUUUGUGUAAUAUCUUGGAUAACCCUUUGUUUUAUCCACAAUCUUAUUUUAAUAGGUUAAGCAGUCUGUGAAGUUUUGUGACAGUGAUACAUUUGCUUGUAGAUGAUUUCCUUCACUUUUUUUAUUUUUAUUCCAUAGAUCUGAUGUAUUCAGCUAUAAACUGUAAUGUAGUUCACAUACACACACACAUCUAAUAAAUGUUACAAAACAGCCUCAUAAAA
Molecule: messenger RNA, 5937 nt
Organism: Xyrauchen texanus (razorback sucker)
Lineage: Eukaryota; Metazoa; Chordata; Actinopteri; Cypriniformes; Catostomidae
Product: YLP motif-containing protein 1-like
Exons: 21
Coding region: 249-5558 (1769 amino acids)
Biological process (GO): regulation of telomere maintenance
Cellular component (GO): nucleus
Source: RefSeq, a predicted model, not a curated record